AUGCUUUUAUCGUUCGCUGUACAAAAAUUACGUGCUGAAGAAGGAAGUACGAAGAAACUACACCUUCUUCGCGUCGAGAUUCCAAGACGACCUCCAAGAACAAUUGCGAUCAACUGCGGAGGCUCAUUCAAGAUGUUUUCCCGACGAAUUGCGGCAGCGCGACCACUGCGAGCUUCCAUCAUCCCACGUCAAACAACCCUCAUAUCACAAAGAUGUGCCAGCCAGGCAGCUGCCCACAGCGGCCCAGUUCUACCAUUGACCGAUAUUGAAGAUCCUAACAUGAACGGAGGAUAUAUCAACCCACCCAGAAUCAAGCGUCAAUUCCGUGACCCUAAUGCCGACUGGUGGGAUAAGCAAGAGCGAAGAAAUUACGGAGAGCCAGUUCAUGAGGAUAAUGACAUCUUGGGCAUAUUUUCACCAGAAGAAUACACACAUCAAAAGGUUGGAACGGCUGGAUUUCAAUUUGGCCUUUUUAUUUUAUCUGUGUUGGGACUUUGCACAGUCGUGGGCAUGAUGUACCCAGAUAAGCAAUCCGCUCCAAGAGAAUUUGAGGGUGGACUUGAGAGAGAGUUGGGUGGCCCAACUGCAGUUAGGGCAAGAGCUGCUGGCGAUCCAUUGUAA
Molecule: messenger RNA, 621 nt
Organism: Botrytis byssoidea
Lineage: Eukaryota; Fungi; Ascomycota; Leotiomycetes; Helotiales; Sclerotiniaceae
Exons: 6
Coding region: 1-621 (206 amino acids)
Cellular component (GO): mitochondrion
Source: RefSeq, a predicted model, not a curated record